Messenger RNA from Arabis nemorensis, 969 nucleotides. Lineage: Eukaryota; Viridiplantae; Streptophyta; Magnoliopsida; Brassicales; Brassicaceae. The record is from the annotation of a GenBank genome assembly.
AUGGCUGCUGCGGAUACUACAGCUUCAAGCUACUGGUUGAAUUGGAGGGUUCUCCUCUGUGCAUUAAUCCUCUUAGCUCCAUUGCUACUAGCAGCAGUUCUCAUUUGGAGAUACGAAGGGAAAAGAAGAGUACGAGAAGGACGCGAGAGCCGGCGAGAAUUCCCCGGGACAUUGUUCCAAGACGAAGCUUGGAACACAUGUUUUAAAAGAAUCAGCCCUCGCUGGUUGCUUGCUUUGAGAGUAUUCUCAUUUGCUGCAAUGUUGACUCUACUCAUUUCCAAUGUUGUUCGUGAUGGAGGCGGCAUAUUUUACUUCUAUACUCAGUGGACAUUUACUCUUGUCACACUCUACUUUGGGUAUGCUUCGUUGUUAUCUAUUUACGGAUGUUGCAUCUACAAUAAAGAAGCUGGUGGUAACAUGGAGAGUUAUACAAGUAUAGGUGAUGCGGAACAAGGCACUUAUAGACCACCAAUCACUCUUGAUGGGGCGGGAAAUACUUCAAAAUCUUCUGAUACACAUUCAGAAGCACCCGUGCGUGAAACAGCGGGUUUUUGGGUUUACAUCUUUCAGAUCCUUUUCCAAACUUGUGCCGGUGCUGUUGUGCUAACAGAUAUCGUAUUUUGGGCGAUAAUCUAUCCUUUUACUAAAGGUUACAGGCUGAGUUUUCUUGAUGUUUGUAUGCAUUCUCUCAACGCUGUUUUUCUCCUCGGUGACACAUGUUUCAAUUCCUUGCGAUUCCCACUGUUCCGGAUCUCUUACUUUGUGCUUUGGAGCUGCAUUUUCGUGACUUACCAAUGGAUAAUCCAUGCUUUCAAGAACUUAUGGUGGCCAUACCAAUUUCUUGAUCUUUCCUCACCGUACGCACCCUUAUGGUACUUGGGAGUGGCAGUGAUGCAUAUACCGUGCUUCGGCGUGUUUGCUUUGGUGACAAAGGUGAAGAAUUUCUUGCUACAGCGUCACAACUCGUAA